Lottia gigantea (owl limpet) is the source of this 855-nucleotide messenger RNA. RefSeq lists its product as hypothetical. The record is from RefSeq and is a predicted model, not a curated record. Gene Ontology annotation, biological process: tRNA methylation. The transcript is spliced from 7 exons. Gene Ontology annotation, molecular function: tRNA binding; tRNA (cytidine-N5)-methyltransferase activity. Gene Ontology annotation, cellular component: nucleus; cytoplasm. Lineage: Eukaryota; Metazoa; Mollusca; Gastropoda; Lottiidae. The annotation marks the transcript as partial.
GUGUUAGAUAUGUGUGCUGCACCAGGAUCUAAAACAGCUCAGUUGAUAGAAUUAUUACAUUCUGAUGAAAAUCAGGAAGUUCCAGAUGGGUUUAUAAUAGCUAAUGAUGCUGAUAAUAAAAGAUGUUAUAAUUUAUAUUUAGAUGGGUUUAUAAUUGCUAAUGAUGCUGAUAAUAAAAGAUGCUAUAUGAUGGUACAUCAGAUAAAAAGACUACAGACACCAUGCUGUAUGAUAAUAAAUCAUGAUGCUUCUAUAUUACCUAAACUAAGAUCUAAUACAGAUGAACAACAUUUACAGUUUUAUCAGUUUGAUAGAAUACUAGCUGAUGUACCUUGCAGUGGAGACGGAACAUUAAGAAAAAACCCUGAUUUAUGGAAGAGAUGGAAUCCAACACAUGCUUGUAGUCUUCAUGGUUUACAGAAGAAGAUUUUAAAACGUGGUGUUGAAUUACUAGCUGUUGGUGGUAGAUUAGUCUACUCUACCUGUUCAUUUCACCCUGUAGAAGAUGAAGCUAUAGUAGCUAAUAUGUUACGGAAAGCAGAAGGUCCAGGCAGUGUUGUGUUCUGCUACAAACCAAAAGACAGUGAAAGUAAACCUCAAUGUGAAAUAGUAUUUUGUGGUUGGAGAGGUAAAGUAUCAGUGAGGUCGUUUGUAGGUGAACAUGAAAGACAACAUGAUCUCAUGUUAUUUGGUAUGGACAUGGAUGAAAUUAAAGCGCAAGCUCUUGGGUCUGUAGCAAAAGCGGGAGUAAAUAUAAGCGAAACAGUGAAAAGAUCUAACGAGUUGAAAGAAUUACAACAUAUAAGAGAAAUGGGAAAUAAAAGAUUAGAAAACCAAAAAAGGCAAUGGUUUUAA